Molecule: messenger RNA, 328 nt
Organism: Cuscuta epithymum
Lineage: Eukaryota; Viridiplantae; Streptophyta; Magnoliopsida; Solanales; Convolvulaceae
Source: the annotation of a GenBank genome assembly
AAACGAAUCGCUUUCCUUUCGAUCAGAGGAAGCACUCUGCAUCUUCAACAGCUCCAUCAUCUCUGGCGGACCAGGUCCAUCUUUGACGAUUUAGUCUGCUAUUGUUCUCAAAGCAUCUCCAUCAACAAACAACGGAAGCUGGACGCCUAUUACGAGAGGUCAAAAGAGAGAAAACUAAUGAAAGACUUAGACUUCAACUCUAAAAGAGACAAUACAGCAACACUGCAGGUGCGGUUUGAGACUAAGGCUCUUUUUGGCAGUCAUAGUUUGUUUGUUUUGCUUCUUCUGUUAGUUUGUCAUAGAAAUUGCCAUGUUUCUGAAAUUCCUC